AAUUGACAUCGUUCAUAUAAAGUACCAGUUUCCAUAUGUUAUAUAUUUGUUAUAUAUUUCAAUAUAUAACUAUUUCAUAUUUCAAUACAUGUUAUAUAUUUCAAAGUGGUGAUACAUCAACUUGAAUAUUUCAAUUAUAUUUUCAUCACAUUUUCACAUUUUAUCCUUAAAAUGUGGAAAAAAGGAAUUGUUUUAUUUGUCAUACUCGGAGUUUAUCAGGCCUCGGGUAUGAUUGAGAAAAUCUUGUCAACGGCUAAACCCAUAUGGAAAUACCUGGGGAAUGGUGGAAUAUCUUUUGAAGAAUUGGAUCUCGCAGUCCAGCAACUCAAAGAUUAUGAUGAAAUCGCUUUUGCUGGCACGCGUGGACCCCAACGCCCGGAAUUCUCGAUGGAAGAGGAAAAUCAAAUGGAUCGUUAUGAACUUCAAUAUAGAAAGGCUAUGAGCGGAGUUAAAAUCGAUCAUGAGGACCUCAGCGAAAGCAUGAAAGACUGGCAAAUGCAUAAAAAAGAGUCUGCAGUGACGGAUAUUACAGGCAAUAUUGCCAAAAUGUGCGAUGUACUGAUUGAACAAUUCGGUAGCCAAGGAAUUCUCAAAUUGAUGUCUCAUCAAGAUAUUCAUUUUCUUCAACCCAAUAAAACAGGAAUUCAAGAGAACAUGCUUUACUAUUUCGAAUCGAUGAUGAUUUCUGAAAUAAAGGUCCUCCAUGUAUUAUCUCAAGUUUUCAAGCCCUAUGAGUGGCACAGAAGGAUGAAGCACGCUGUGAACAGGUUCGAAAAGUAUUAUCUGACUUACAUCACUACCCUGUUCAGCGCUCUGGAUAAUACUUCGCAAAUUGUGAGAUUUAAUGAUGCUUCAUCUUCUCGACGGUUUAAAGAUUUCAGAGAACGAGAUGAUUCACCUGUUGCAUAUUAUGAAAUCGGAGCAUUUAAGCAACCUUACGUUUAUUUAGAGCCAAAAAUGUUUAUAAAUAUGGUUUCGCGCAGAUUUUGCACGACCGGCACAUUCGGUACGACCGAGAGUUGCCCGAGGUUAAAAAACGAAGAAAACUGGUGUUUGGAAAUGAAGGAAAGCUCGAAGUUGUGUGUGGAGGACGAUCGAGUAACAAAGCUGUCUAUGUCGCCUGACAUAGCAUACGGGGAAAUGAAAUCUUGCUCUAUUGAUGAUCAACUGUAUUUUAGCGAUCACCCUAAAAGCAACACGUCCGUCUCUAGGUGUUUUUGCAAAUGCCAUCGAAAUUCUUCAACACAUUCUAUCAGUUUGAGCAUGAGUCGCGCGAAUGUGGUCAACAAUAUGAUUAUCACUGGUGCGAGAUUCGUACAGCACAAUAAAAUUCUUCAUAUUCAAGUGAAGCAGGGGAAAUUAAUGAAAGACGGUAAAGUUAAUCCAAAAACAGAGAGUUGGGUGCAACUGCCUCACAAUCCAGAAGUAAGAGCUAUAACCAUAGACUCCAGAACUUUCCUGCUUAAUAAUCCUGUUUUGCCGUUUGGAUAUGCUCUUAUUGGAGCUCAGUUCUUCAUGAAGCGAGACAAAAUCGCCAUUAGAAUAGUGGGGAAACAGUUUGAUAUGUCACAGGGAAUAUUGCUGCCAGGUCUCAUUCAGGUUUCUACGGAACCUUUCCAUAGAUUUGAAACUUUAACCUUUACCAAAGAAAAACCAGGUUUGGAUGCAGAAGGUUUGAAUGUUCUAUACACAUCAGAUUCCGGUCCGAACAGUCAUACUAUCCAAUUGGAGACUUUGCCCAUCGAAAAAGAUUUUUUACAGUCGACAGUACCAUUCUUCGAUGCAGUAGCUGUCGAAACUAAACCACCAAGAGCAUUAUCGGGACUUGGAUUGCUUCAUAAAGGUGUUCAAAAUAUUUCUGGAUUAAUUUCCCUGGAGGUGCGUUUGCUUCCAUUCAGGAGAUAUUUGGCACAGUUGAUUAUGGACUACAGACCCGGAAAUUUAUUGAGCGGAUGGAUCUCGAGUUCAUCUAGAUUGCAAUACAUCCUGGAUGUAGGUCGGAGAAUAUCCACCCUGAUGACGGAACUGUCUGAAUUAGCUUAUGGUGACCAUUUGAAAUUAAGCCUAAGAAUGAAGGCAGGAUUCGAUGGCAUUAUACAGAAUGUAAAUAAUAUUAAUUAUAACAUGGAUGUGGCAAAUCUCGUGGCUAUGGGGCAAGAUUCGACGGCAGUAUCUUUGCGAGAAAAAUUAAAACGGUGGAUGGCAGGAGCUAAGCCAAUACUGGAGACGAUUGAUGAAUCGUACGAGUGGGUUUUCAGUACUAAUGUGGCGGUCAAUUUUACCUUCGCAAAAUUGCUGUUACCAAAGCUUGAAAAAACAUUUGAUGAUUUUGAAAUUUUCCUCAAUUCAUCACUAUCUUUGACAACCCCAGGACAAGAGGACAACUUCAUCAAUACUUUUUUUAAACUGAAUUCGUUGGCCGCCGAUACUCAAUGCAAAGGCGGGCAAACGAUGCACCCCCUCUUAACUCAACUCUUCCAAGUAACAAUAGGCUAUGAAGUGAAAGCGAUGAUUGCCUUGGUUCACAUUUUUGAAAUCAAAUCUCCUAUUCGACCGUCUUGGAAAAAGGAUCUAUUGGCCGCCCAACAAAAGUUCCAAGUUCGAUUCACCAAUUACGUCAAGUUAUUUUCUGAUGUCGUGAAUAAUUUCCCAUCACAUAUACAAAGCUGUGAUCCCAUAACCGCUGAGGCUACUGGAGGUAAAAUUCAUAUUGAAAGCAAAGGGAUCGGAGAGCCAUCAUACUUCUAUCAUAAGGCAAAAAUUAGCGACUGUGAAGAAGCAAUUGAAAAAAACAGGAUGAAGUGGCAUUAUAGCAAAGACAAGUGUUCGGGAAACAUUAAUUCCUGUAUUUCUGUCACGGAAGUCACCAUUUGCCGCUCGAAAAAUAAUCACACGGUGGAUGCAUGGACAGAUCGGAACGGAGGGCGAAUGAACCUGGGUAAUUGUACUGAAACACGAGGAAUAUGGGAAUAUUAUAGCGCGGAUUAUGACGAGGAUGAUGACGAUGAAACCAUCGUUAACGACAAGUAUUGUGUUUGCAGCUGCAACAAAGAACCUUCGAUUUAUAUAAGUUUGAACUUCAAUUUUGCUAAUGUGUCCAACAAUAUGGUCAUUACUGGUGUACAAUUUGUACUCCAAAAUAAAAUUCUUCACAUAAAAAUAAAGCAGGGACGAUUGAUGCCAAAUGGUUGGGUUGAUCCCUCCUCAAAUCAUUGGGUUGAUCCACCUCAGAAGCCAGAAAAAGUGCGCAUCAGUGCAGUUCAGAGGAGAUUCUUUCUCAAAGAUGUCAUUUUUCCAUCGGAUUACGCUGUGACUGGUAUUGGAUUUUACGAUGACAAUGGAUUUGGUAUCAAGGUGGAGGGACAAAAAUUCAACUUCUGGACCGGAACAUUGUUGGACGACAGUAUAGUAAUGCGCGAAACCAUAACACAUGACGAGGAUGAUAACUCUUUAAAAAGACUCUUCAAACCAACCAAAUCACCAAGCUGGUUGGAUUUGCACACGUCUCCCAUCGAAAACAGUGGCCACAACAAGUCACAACUAGUUCGACCUCGUUUUAAUGGUCUUACUGUUGAAGUUAAUCCACCUACACCACUUGGAGGCAUUGGUCUGUUUCAUCAAGGCUCCGACGGAGGGAAUGGAUUCCUUGCACUCAGAUUGCAUUCACUCGAUUUCAAAGAAGAUUUGAAACAUUUUAUCAAGCAGUCCAACAAGGGAUACUCAUUCCUAGAGGGUCUCUGAAGUUCGGAAUGGAUAAUAAUUUAUAAAAAUCAGUGAUAGUAAUCAAUUAUUGAAAAAGAAUGGUAUAGUGUAAUAAUGAAUAGUAUUGCAUGUAAAAUAAAUUCAUAAAUAUUGUCAGCCAAAUAAAUCGUCAGAAUAAAUUAAUGUCUGGAGU
Messenger RNA from Diachasma alloeum, 3895 nucleotides. RefSeq lists its product as uncharacterized. Lineage: Eukaryota; Metazoa; Arthropoda; Insecta; Hymenoptera; Braconidae. The transcript is spliced from 18 exons. Bases 172 to 3741 code for a protein of 1189 amino acids. The record is from RefSeq and is a predicted model, not a curated record.